GAAGCAAAGAAAUCAUUAUCGACAGAGACGAGGGAAGAGUUGAGAUAAAAACGACGCAGAAACUUGUACUGCAGAAGAAAAAUGGACUCGAAAUUGUUGUUUCUUUUAUUUGUUCUAGCUCUCAUGAGACCGCUUGGGGGUUUCCCUUUAUCAGUUGCUGCAGAUGAUGGAAGCGCCUCUGAAGAUAGUGGCGAUGACGAUAGCGGCGAAGAGUCUGGAGAUGAGAGUGGCGAGGAGUCCGGAGAUGAUAGUGGCGAGGAGUCUGGAGAUGAUAGCGGUGAAGAAAGUGAGGAUGACGAUGGCGAGGAUUCUGGAGAUGAGAGUGGCGAGGAGUCUGGAGAUGAUAGCGGUGAAGAAAUUGAGGAUGACGAUGGCGAGGAUUCUGGAGAUGAGAGUGGCGAGGAGUCUGGAGAUGAUAGCGGUGAAGAAAUUGAGGAUGACGAUGGCGAGGAUUCUGGAGAUGACAGUGGUGAAGAGGAUGAGGAUGAAAGUGGUGAAGAUGGUGGAGAUGACGAUGAUGACGACGAUGAUGGCGAUGAUGAGGAUGACGAUGAUGACGACGAUGAUGAAGAUGAUGAUGACGACGGAGAUGAUGAUAAUGAUGUACAAGGCUUGAAUUAUGACGGUAUACAACAAGUGGUCGAAGAGGUUGGACAGGGAAAUAGCUCUUAUGGAGAAGAACGUAAUGGUCUGAACGCAGACCAGUUGGCUUCUUCAAACGGAUUCUCUCUCGGCGGAGGCCUUGCUCAUAUUCUCAUUGCAUUAACAUGUUUGCUUUUCACCUUCCCUCAUUAAUUUUUGAAUAUAUUCUUCAUAUUCAAGAUAUCGUUCGCUGUGCGAAAUCUUAUGUUAAUAUAUGAGUAAGUGAAAAUUGACAAAGUUUCCUUCAAUUUUUUCGGCUUAUAAAUAUCUCAGGGAACUGCUUCAGUUCCUUACGACCAAUAAAAGCAAAUUCUGGCCACAUAUUUUGACCGCAUGUUCCUCUUUAUGGAAUAUGAACUCUUCUGUAUUAUGAUUGAAAGGCCAUUAUAUUAUUUAUUGAACAGUAAGAGCUUUGGAACACCGAGCAAUACAAGAGAACACUUACCUAUUUACACUGUUAUGGCAUGGCUCCUCUGCCUAGCACAGUUGUUUUAAUGUUAAUGAACUCAGCUGACUUGUAAUGAAAACAAUGAUGGCGAGAAAAAGACUAGAAAAAGAAAAACCUGAAAAAGCAUCAGUAAAUGAUUCCAAAAAUAAA
This is a messenger RNA of Stylophora pistillata, 1240 nucleotides long. RefSeq lists its product as uncharacterized. The record is from RefSeq and is a predicted model, not a curated record. Lineage: Eukaryota; Metazoa; Cnidaria; Anthozoa; Scleractinia; Pocilloporidae.